This is a messenger RNA of Penicillium angulare, 924 nucleotides long. Its product is annotated as CDP-diacylglycerol--inositol 3-phosphatidyltransferase. Gene Ontology annotation, molecular function: CDP-diacylglycerol-inositol 3-phosphatidyltransferase activity. Lineage: Eukaryota; Fungi; Ascomycota; Eurotiomycetes; Eurotiales; Aspergillaceae. The transcript is spliced from 3 exons. The record is from RefSeq and is a predicted model, not a curated record. Gene Ontology annotation, cellular component: membrane; Golgi apparatus. Gene Ontology annotation, biological process: phosphatidylinositol biosynthetic process. Bases 1 to 924 code for a protein of 307 amino acids.
AUGAGCGCCAGAACCCGACGGCAAAAGGCGGCUCUCGCUGUCCCUGGGGAGGACAGUGAGGAAGGCAAUGGUGCCGUGUCCACUCCAUCCAAGCGAACACGCUCGAAACAAAGGUCUCGCUCUGCGGCGCGUGAAGAAUCACGAGAGAACGUGUUUCUCUUCUGGCCUAACCUCAUUGGGUACUCCCGAAUCAUCAUGGCCUUCGCAUCGCUCUACUAUAUGCCCCUCCAUCCUCGAACCUGUACAAUCCUUUACAGUCUGUCAUGUGCAUUUGACGGCCUGGACGGAUAUGCUGCGCGAUACUUCGAUCAGUCCACUACCUUCGGCGCCGUGUUGGACAUGGUCACCGAUCGUUGCACCACAGCCUGCAUGCUGGUCUUCCUGAGCUCCGCAUGGCCCCGGUGGGCUAUUAUCUUCCAGGCUCUGAUCUGCUUGGAUAUUGCCAGUCACUGGCUGCACAUGUACGCUACUUUGAGCAUGGGCGGUUCCAACCAGAGCCACAAGAAGGUCGAUUCCAACCGUAGCUGGGUCCUGUACCAGUACUACAACAAUAAGAUGGUUUUGCUUAUGUGUUGCCUGAUGAACGAGGUGUUCUUCAUCGGUCUCUACCUGCUGUCCUUCUCUUCGCCAACCUUGUCCCCUUCGCUUCUGCAGCCCGUUCCCGAUGCCCAGCCAUCCUCCGUGCAGCCCGGAAAUCCCGCUUUCCCUGCCCCCAAUACCCUCUUCGGUAGUCCGUGGAGUGCCGGUGCUCUUGAGCUGGCCCGUGCAAACAAGCUUGACAGCACCUUGCCUUGGAUUGUGACAAUCAUCGCAGCUCCAGUCAUGGCUUUCAAGCAAUUCGUCAACGUUGUCCAGCUGGUCAAGGCAGCUAGAUGGAUGGCAGAGGGUGACAUUGAGGCUCGCCGUAACCGCAAGAAGAACUAA